Spirodela intermedia is the source of this 2021-nucleotide messenger RNA. The record is from the annotation of a GenBank genome assembly. NCBI's taxonomy places the organism in Eukaryota, Viridiplantae, Streptophyta, Magnoliopsida, Alismatales, Araceae.
AUGGGAAUGCAGAGCAUGAUAACCCAUGGCGUUGGUGGUGGCGGCGGUGCGAAGCAACUCCAACCCCAGUCCGAGACUCUGUCAAGGGAAGGAUCCCUGUACGGUCUCACCCUAAGUGAAGUCCAGAACCAACUGGGUGAGCCCCUGAGCAGCAUGAACCUCGAAGAGCUUCUCAGAAAUGUCCUCCCACCCGAGGGAGAGCAGACUCUGGCGGUGGACCUCCAGAGCACCGCGCAGUUUGGCUCCAGCUCUGGCCUUCAGGGCCAGGGAAGCGUGGGGCUGGGAAGAGCCCUCAGGAGGAAGACCGUCGACGAGGUGUGGCUGGACAUCCAGCAGGGCCAAAGAAAGGGCGAUGGCGGGACCAGGUUGGAUCCUGAGAGGCAGGCGAAUCUGGGGGAGAUAACGCUCGAGGACUUCUUGAUGAAGGCUGGGGUUGAUGUCAAGGACCGAGAGAAGAAGAGGCCCAGCAACAUGAGCUCCACAGGGAGCACUGAUCGGACUGUGGGGGCUGCUGGUUAUUCGAAGGGGGGCCAUUGGCUGCAAGCUUACCAUCAGCAGCAGCCUCAGCAAAGUGUGAUGCCCAUGUACGCAGCCUCGGCGCCACCACCGCCCAUUACCAUCCUAGAACCAGGGUACUCUGAUCCACGGCUGACCAUCUCAUCCCCGACGAUGGGAGCGCUCUCCGACACCCAGACUCCAGGCGGCAAGCGGGAGGCUUCUGAUUACGUGGGGGGGAAGACGGUCGAGAGGAGGCAGAAGAGGAUGAUCAAGAACAGGGAGUCUGCUGCCAGAUCAAGGGCUAGGAAGCAGGUCGGUUCUAUGUAUAUCUUCUUCCAUACUUGGCACUUAUGGAAGAUCAAGAGCAUUUAUACUAAUCAAUUUUCGAUACUUGGCAUUCCACUGAGAAACAUUCGUGCCUCAUCAUGGCCAGGCUUAUACUAAUGAGCUAGAGAAUAAGGUUUCUCGGCUGGAAGAAGAGAACAAGAUGCUGAAGAAGCAUAGGGUAAGGUUUCUAUCUCUGUUUCACCUGUGAUUGUCGCAUUUGAGAUUUUUACUAACCUACGUAGGAAGCUCACCCCUAACCUCUAGUAUCGCCUCAAAAUACUGUAUAUUAUUUUCUCCACAACUUACUGCUCUUGAUCGAUGGCAAUUAUUCAGAAGAGGAAACCUUUUUGAUAUCUUGUUCUUCAGUGUUAUGCAUUGACCAUCUGCUCCUUGCACUCUAUCUUAGAGUUAACCAGUUAAGAGCACUCUGAUAUAUGUAAUUGGAUUAUUCUCUUGAAAGAUCCAUAAUAAUAGUUGUGAGUGGAAGACUUUGGAAAAAUCUGUCACCCCCUGAUGGGGGACGUGCGAACUAUAUCAUAUAUACAAUAAAUUUGUAUAAUUUUUGAGUAAAUAAACACUUCCUCUGCUAACUGCUAAUCGCUCACAAUAGGCAACUUCAUAGCGGUUUUUAAGAGAGAGCAGAAAGAGAGUGCCACCCUUAAAGCUUCGGGAUCUUGCUGGAGAAGUGCCAAAACAGCUGGAACUUGGCCGGAUUUGGAAUUCCCAGCAUAGAUAAUCUUGUGGAUUCCGCUUGUGGGAGUUCAGUCCUUGGAGCUCAUCAAGAGGAGAGGUGGAAAGAUUGCAGAAUUUUGUCUGUGGUUGACUUUUAGAUCCAGCCCAGGAGGUAGAUGGCGGCUAUAUAAGUUUAUGAAUUCAGAUAGUUUCAUCUACACCGGCUGGAGAGAUUUGGGGUUCCGGGUGGGAGUUAAAUAUAUUGGGGAAUUGUUGAGGAUUUAUCCGACUGGUUUAAGUCAGAAUCAUUAUACUUUCCUCGUGAGUGGAGAUCUGGAGGAACUAGCUAGCUAGCUCGAAGAACUCUUUGGAGUCAGCGUGGUUCUUUUUCUCAUCUGGGGUCGCAAUCGUCUGAUAUCGGGCUUUCGGCCGUUUUCUUGCAGGACUUGGAGAAGCUUUUACACCGUAUGCCGCCCCCUGAAUCAAAGUUUCGUCUCCGAAGAACGAGCUCCGCCCUGUUCUGA